Molecule: messenger RNA, 1317 nt
Organism: Betta splendens (Siamese fighting fish)
Lineage: Eukaryota; Metazoa; Chordata; Actinopteri; Anabantiformes; Osphronemidae
Gene: stoml2
Product: stomatin (EPB72)-like 2
Exons: 11
Coding region: 124-1179 (351 amino acids)
Cellular component (GO): membrane
Source: RefSeq, a predicted model, not a curated record
GCGUUGCACCAAUGACGCAACUUUCAUUUCCUGAUCGGCAAGGGUCACUCACAUGAGUGAGAAGGUUCUAUAGAGCCUAGAAAAAGAAGCGGAAUUCACAUACAGCCUGGUCUACACAUUAAAAUGAUGUCACGAGCGCUGUGUCGGGCCGGUGGGGUCGUCCUGCGGCAAACCCAGCGGACUGCACCUCGGCUGUGGGUAACGCCAGCCCAGCAGCGAUGGGCGUCCAGUCUCCCCAUGAACACCGUCAUACUGUUUGUACCUCAGCAGGAAGCCUGGGUGGUGGAGAGGAUGGGUCGCUUCAACAGGAUCUUGGAGCCGGGUUUAAAUUUCCUCAUUCCCAUACUUGACCGAAUCCGCUAUGUGCAAAGUCUCAAAGAGAUUGUGAUAGAUGUCCCAGAGCAAUCGGCAGUAUCUCUUGAUAAUGUAACGUUACAAAUUGACGGAGUGCUUUACCUGAGGAUUCUAGACCCUUUUAAGGCCAGUUACGGGGUUGAGGAUCCAGAAUAUGCUGUCACACAGCUUGCUCAGACCACCAUGCGUUCUGAACUGGGCAAACUCACACUAGACAAAGUGUUCAGGGAAAGGGAGUCCCUGAAUUCAAACAUCGUCCACUCGAUCAAUCAAGCUUCAGAUGAGUGGGGAAUCAGAUGCCUCCGUUACGAAAUAAAGGAUAUUCACGUUCCACCGCGUGUCAAAGAAUCAAUGCAGAUGCAGGUGGAAGCCGAGCGUAAAAAGAGAGCCACAGUGCUGGAGUCUGAAGGAACAAGAGAGGCAGCCAUUAAUGUCGCAGAGGGUCGCAAACAAGCUCAGAUCCUGGCCUCGGAGGCUGAAAAGGCAGAGCAGAUCAACAAAGCAGCUGGUGAGGCUCAAGCAGUUUUAGCCAAAGCUGAGGCAAAGUCAAAGGCAAUUCGUAUGCUGUCCGACGCCCUGACUGAGCAGAAUGGCAGUGCAGCAGCUUCGUUAAGUGUGGCCGAGCAGUACGUGUCUGCUUUCUCCAACCUUGCCAAGGAGUCCAACACGAUCUUGCUGCCAUCCAACACUGGAGACAUUAGUGGAAUGGUCACACAGGCCAUGACUAUUUACAGCACGCUGGCGAAAACAAGCCCUAAAGCAGAAGCAAUAAAUGUGAGCAGCGAAGAAGACGAAUUUGGGAACCAGUCAUCAUCACCUCAAUAACAAUAAACCUAGUGAACAAACUGGGUGAUUAAAGACAAAACAAGAAGCUUAUGUUUAGGAAAUGAAACUUCAGAAUAUCUGUCCACAGAGAGCAAAUCUGUCAACUUUAUCAACAAUUUCUGACAUCUUCACUUGGAG